GUCCAGUCUGAAGCGAAUCAGCUCUGUUCGCAACUCUCCUGCUCUCCUCUCCGCCAGCCCCAGAGUGACCGGGAUUCGCACGCAGCCCCCGCUCAGACUGGACGCAUGCAACACGGUGGUCUGUCUGUCUGUCUGUCUGUCUGUCUGUCUGUCUGUCCUGUUUACUCUCUGCCUCCAGGGCACUUGAGAACGCACCCGGGGUUUCUCAUGACUCACGACAACUGCCUGAAAAAAUCAGUUCAUGCUGGAAAUUUCCCUCACCGCACUCUUUACCUUGGUAGUCAUUGAGGAGCAAGAUACUUUUUUGGAGGAAGUAGAUGUGGUUCAUUGCACGCAGUGACUGAGAUCAGAGAGAAACAGUGAGGGAAAGAGAGAGAGAGAGUGAGCGUGAGAGAGUGAGAGAGCGAGAGAGAGAGAGAGAGAGAGAGAGAGAGAUAGGCAGAGAGAGUGAACGCUUCACAGGAAGAAUGCAAGGCUGGGAGGCACCACACAGUGGACUGACUUCAGCCUGGAGAGGAAUGUGCCGCACUUGGGAGCGGGAAGACUGGAGUACCGGGAUGAGAUAGUUCCAGUGCGAUCUCCGGGGGCAUCGGCAGAUCCUUAUCUUUCCCUUCCUUUUCUCCCUCCCAUCACGGACACACUAUGUGGAUGCUCGUUCUGUUCCUAAGGAUUCUCAGCAUUACCUGUGUCUGUGGAUAUGAAUAUGUGGAUUACUAUCCAGGCAGGGAAGAAACAGAGCCUACAGUUACUAGUACUACAGUUGAGGACUUAACACUUGGGGUAUCCAGCUUGGAUGAGUUGAUAGAGGUUCUGUAUCCAGCAUACAGUUUGAUGCAGCGCUGCUUGCAGAGGAGAUCGGAGCCCACAGAAUCUCCCCAAUACACAGAUGAAGACAUGUGGAGGGCGCCCCGACAACUGGCGCUGUUCAAGGACGAUGGCACCUUUGACGUCCUUUUGGAGGAGAUCCAGCGAACAAUAUGCCGUCCACGAGAGGUGUGCCUGGAAGUGUCUAAGGAAUUUCCGGACAGCACCAGUCGGUUUUACCUUCCCCGGUGCGUGGCCGUCCAUCGAUGCGGAGGGUGUUGCCCCAGUGAGGCCUACCACUGCACCAACACCAGUUACUCACUGGUAAACAAAACACUCAUGGAGUUGACCCUGACGGCGGAGCGGACCGUGGUCAUGGUGCCCGUAGUGAACCACACCUCCUGUGAAUGUCUGCCAAAGAGGCCGAGACACUCAAUCAUCAGGAGGUCUCUUGAUGAGCAGCCAACACUGUGUCCCCAGCCGGACGAGGCCUGCAGCGCUGGCUUUGUGUGGGACGAGCUGGGCUGCAAGUGUGUUCCAGCGGAUCUACUGUCCUUGUCAGAACAAGAGCUGGAGCCUGGGGACUCCGCCCUGCUGGAGCUGUGCGGGCCAAAUAAACGGCUGGACGAGGAGAGCUGCGACUGCGUGUGCCAGAACGGGCUGACCGCCGCCAGCUGCGGCCCUGGGUGGCGGCUGGACGAGGACGCCUGCGAGUGCGCGUGCGAGCUCCCGCCGGGCCCCGAGACGCCCUCCUGCCCACCCAACCGGCGCUGGGACCCUGAGCGCUGCGGCUGCUCCUGCCAGGUCCAGUGCCCCGCCAGCCAGCCGCUGGACCCCGAGACGUGCCUCUGCCAGUGCAAGGAGAGCGAGCAGACCUGCAUGCUGCAGGGCAAAAGGUUCAAAGCCGACAACUGCAGCUGUUAUCGGCUGCCAUGCAAAGAUCCCCACAAGAAGUGCCUGACCGGCUCCUACUACAGUCAUUUCGUCUGCCAGUGCUUGCCCAACUUUAUGAGGUCAAGCGAAAAGGAAUUUACAUAGUAAGAUGGCCAGCUGUUGUGAGCCCUACACCAUGAAUGGAGAGGAUUAGACACUUUGUGGAGACUCAGUCAAGAGACAUUCUUCACCGCCUUGACAGACUCAAGCCAGUGAACGCCAUUACGGGAUGUGCAAGAAUCCUACCAAGGGAGUUUGCCUGAGCAAAUGGGAGCACUGAACUGGACUGAAUUGAAAUAUACUGAAUUGUUACGUAAACAGCCAUGGAGCAAAAACUUCCCCAAGCUGCUCAUUCUGAAAUGUAUUUAUCAACUGGUACCCUUUGUUGAACUUGAAGGAACUGAAUUUAUGAAUGCUGCUGUUUCCAUAUGUAAAGAAAGAAAUUAACCGAACUUUAUUGCAUUAGCAAAAACAUUAUUUAUUGAUGGGGAGUCCUUUCAGGUGGUUUCAUAACCAACAGUCUUGCAUCUUGUUUGUAAUCUGUGGCCAGUGGGGAAGAGGGCUGAAGCAUAUUAUGUCUAUAAAUUAUAAGAUGUUGAUAAAUGUUCAGUGAGCUGGUGACAUAACAGAUAAAUCAUAACCACUACAGUAAACACUACUCCAGCGAAUGAAACAUGCUUGUGUGUAAUGAGGACUUGUUUUAAAUGAACAUUUAUCACGUGUAUUUAAUUUAAUUAAGGCGGAGAACCAAACAAUCAGUGUGGGCUGUAACAGGAUAUGAUUCACAUUAACGUCAAGAGCGCAUAAGACAGACAGCGUAUUAUUAGUUUAGCAUCAGCUGUUUUCUGGGCUGUGGGCAGAGCCAGCCCAGUCUGCACAGCAGCAGACCCUCACUGGAUGGCAUUGUGUUGAUGUCAUUAGAGAGCAACCGCCCAGGCAGAGUGUUUGAAGAGGAGAAAGCCAUGGGAAAAUUCAAUAACAUCGCGCCAUAAUGCGCUCAAAAUGUGCUCUGGUCAGGCCUGGGUGUAACUCCAAAUGUGUCCCUGAUUGAUGUGUUGCUGUGGAGAUGGGCUCGUCUGUGGAGCGCCGGCGGUCAUGAUUGGGUUUGUUUGGCCCUCUGCUCCUCCAGCUUUUCCUCUCAAAGGGUGUAUCUGGUCAUGGGAAAAGGUAGAGAGCAGGCGAACAGCAGGUCGGCAUGUGUAUGGGAAAGCAGACGUGCGGAGCUGCUGCUGUGCCAUAAGGCGCGCACUGUGUUCUCAGAGCAGUGUUGAAUCGCUGAGGCACUGGGGGAAGGAAACACACCCUCCCUCUGUGAGGAACGCGUCUUCGAAUUGUGUCUCAGAUUCCUCAUUCGGAACAUAUGUGUUCUAGAUAAUACACAAAAUUUAUUGAGGUCAAUUGAAGGGAGAGGUGAAACCUUUGCUUGCUUUGGUUUUGGCUGUGACCACUAUCAAAAGGUUGGUGUGUACAGUAUAGCUUUCCACUGUACUCCAAAAGAAUCGACACGGUUGUGUAUUCGUCUACAUUUUACAUGUAAUAUCUCAACAUAAAAAAGGACUGAUUUUUUUAUGUGUAAUAAAUUAAGCUUACCUUUUUAUCAACAACAUCUUUUUCUUUUCAGAUAAUUUCUACAGAUGCACAGAUUUAUUUUUGUAAUACCUGAACCUAAAUAAACAGAUUAAUAUUUAA
Sardina pilchardus (European sardine) is the source of this 3426-nucleotide messenger RNA. Its product is annotated as vascular endothelial growth factor C-like. The record is from RefSeq and is a predicted model, not a curated record. Bases 643 to 1842 code for a protein of 399 amino acids. The transcript has 7 exons. Gene Ontology annotation, biological process: positive regulation of mast cell chemotaxis; positive regulation of protein phosphorylation; sprouting angiogenesis. Lineage: Eukaryota; Metazoa; Chordata; Actinopteri; Clupeiformes; Clupeidae. Gene Ontology annotation, cellular component: membrane. Gene Ontology annotation, molecular function: chemoattractant activity; growth factor activity; vascular endothelial growth factor receptor 3 binding.